Messenger RNA from Penicillium paradoxum, 1461 nucleotides. It is a transcript of the gene zrfC, whose product is annotated as putative ZIP Zinc transporter. Gene Ontology annotation, biological process: zinc ion transmembrane transport. The record is from RefSeq and is a predicted model, not a curated record. Gene Ontology annotation, cellular component: plasma membrane. Gene Ontology annotation, molecular function: zinc ion transmembrane transporter activity. Bases 1 to 1461 code for a protein of 486 amino acids. The transcript has 4 exons. Lineage: Eukaryota; Fungi; Ascomycota; Eurotiomycetes; Eurotiales; Aspergillaceae.
AUGUUGAUUGUCAAAUCUUUCCUUGUAUCAUUGGGCAUUGCCAGGGUAUAUGCAGCCACUGCGACAACAUCCGCACAGACAUCUUCUAUAACCAGCUGUCAUAGUCAUGGGUCAAGCAUUUAUUGUAUUGAUGGGGAUGGAGACGAAGUUCUGGUCUCGGCCACAUCCACCCCCACAACUGGAGUACCAGCACAAUACACAGGGUGUCAUUCUCACGACAGCGAGUCAUAUUGUGUGGACGCAGACGGAAACGACGUAUUGAUUCAAAAGGAAGAAACGGAGGCCGAGAGCGAGACCGAACAUAAUCACGACCACGAUGAGCACAGUGAAGACGAGGAACAUGAACAUGAACAUGAACAUGAACACGAGGAUGAGCAUGAACAUGAGCAUGAGGAAUCCUCAAAUGGAGCCAAACAAAAUUGUCACUUCCAUGCAGGCGUGGAACAUUGCGUUGGAGAGGGAGAAUCAGAGGGACGCAGUGAAUCAUCUUGUACUACUAACGCAAGAGACUAUGACGUACCUCUGCGUAUCGGCACCUUGUUCGUUGUUCUUGCAACUAGUGCCAUUGGUGUCUUCGCCCCAAUUCUCUUGAUGAAACUCCCAUCCGCCAGGAUCAAUGGCGUAAUUUCAACCGUCAUCAAACAAUUUGGAACUGGUAUUAUCAUUGCCACAGCUUUUAUCCAUCUAUACACCCAUGCAAACCUCAUGUUCACCAACGAAUGCCUGGGAGAACUCGAAUACGAAGCGACUACCUCUGCUGUAGUGAUGGCCGGUAUAUUCAUUGCAUUUUUGUUGGAAUAUAUCGGUCACAGGAUUGUGGUUGCUCGCAACAACAAGAAGGAAGCCAUGGAGACCCCAACGUCCGAAUCUCAGCAGACAUCUGAGAAAGGACAGCACGAACACUCGCAUGAGCAACCGCAGCAUCCCACAUUGGCCUGUCUGGGACACAGUCAUGGCUCUGAUCCCACCGGACCCAAUAGCAAAUUUUCGGUCCUUGUCAUGGAAGCCGGUGUCCUCUUCCACAGUAUCUUGAUUGGCCUCACCUUGGUCGUUGCUGGUGACUCCUUUUACAAGACCCUUCUGGUGGUGAUUGUGUUCCAUCAAUUCUUCGAAGGAUUGGCACUCGGCGCUCGUAUUGCCAUGCUUCCAGGAGCCAUCUUUCCUUCCAAGGCACUCAUGGCGGGAGCAUUUGCUUUGAUCACGCCUAUCGGUAUGGCCAUUGGACUUGGUGUUCUCCACACCUUCAAUGGCAAUGCGAGAAGCACAUUGAUUGCACUGGGAACAUUAGAUGCACUGUCGGCUGGUAUUCUGGUGUGGGUUGGUGUUGUUGAUAUGUGGGCGCGUGACUGGGUCAUUGAGGGAGGUGAGAUGUUGCAUGCGAACAUCGGAAAAGUUUUGACUGGCGGGAUUUCCCUAGUCACUGGGUUCGUACUAAUGGGAGUGCUGGGCAAAUGGGCUUGA